AUGGCCUCUCACUCUAACCAAUCAGGAACAGGAGCUGACGGGCAAGUAGAAAAGGACCCCCCACCGGCGAUCCCAACAACAGCUUCUCAGAACCCACUUUCUGAGAUAUCGCCGUCGCCGUCGCCGUCAUCCUCGACGGCGCCGGCGCUGGUGCUUUCGAACUCGGGGAAGCGCAUCGAUCAGACGGGAAAGAAGAAGUACGUGAAGCAGGUGACGGGAAGGCACAACGACACGGAGCUGCACCUGGCGGCACAGAGAGGCGACGUCAGCGCGGUGAGGCAGAUCCUUUUGGAUGUCGAUUCUCAGAUUAUGGGAACUCUCGGCGACGAUGACGACGUUGAUCUCGACGCCGAGAUUGCGGAGGUGCGCGCUUGCCUCGUCAACGAAGAGAACGAGCUUGGUGAGACCCCUUUGUUCACUGCCGCUGAAAAGGGUCAUCUCCAUGUCGUGAAGGAACUUCUCAACCAUUCUACCGCUCAGACCGUUUCCAAGAAGAACCGAUCAGGUUUUGAUCCCUUGCAUAUUGCAGCCAGUCAAGGCCACCACCCCAUUGUGCAGGUUUUACUAGAUUAUGACCCGGGCUUGAGCAAAACUAUUGGUCCAUCCAACUCGACACCACUAAUAACCGCCGCAACAAGAGGACACACGGAAGUGGUGAAUGAGCUGCUGUCGAAGGAUUGUAGCUUGUUGGAGAUUGCUAGAUCGAAUGGCAAAAAUGCAUUGCAUUUAGCGGCUCGUCAGGGUCAUGUGGAGAUUGUGAAAGCCUUGCUCAGUAAAGAUCCACAGUUGGCUCGGAGAACUGACAAGAAAGGGCAAACUGCAUUGCAUAUGGCUGUAAAAGGGCAGAGUUGUGAUGUGGUAAAAUUACUUCUUGAUGCGGAUGCUGCUAUUGUUAUGCUUCCUGACAAAUUUGGUAACACAGCAUUACAUGUGGCAACCAGGAAAAAGCGCGUAGAGAUAGUGAAUGAGUUAUUACAUCUGCCAGACACCAAUGUUAAUGCGUUAACCAGAGACCACAAAACAGCUCUUGACAUUGCUGAAAAUCUUCCACUCUCUGAAGAGGCAUCAGAUAUAAAAGAAUGUCUUUCUCGAUAUGGGGCACUUAGAGCUAACGAGCUCAACCAACCAAGGGAUGAACUGAGGAAAACUGUUACUCAAAUCAAGAAAGAUGUUCACACUCAACUUGAACAAACCAAGAGAACCAACAAAAAUGUUCAUAAUAUUUCGAAAGAGCUAAGGAAACUACACAGGGAAGGAAUCAACAAUGCCACAAACUCAGUAACAGUGGUGGCUGUGUUGUUUGCUACAGUUGCAUUUGCUGCUAUAUUCACUGUGCCUGGUGGUGAUAACGAUGAUGGCUCAGCAGUGGUAGCAGCUUAUGCUGCUUUUAAAAUCUUCUUCGUCUUUAAUGCUAUUGCACUUUUUACAUCUUUGGCUGUUGUGGUUGUUCAAAUUACCUUAGUUAGAGGUGAAACUAAAGCAGAGAAAAGGGUGGUAGAGGUGAUCAACAAGCUUAUGUGGCUGGCUUCUGUCUGUACUUCAGUGGCAUUUAUUGCUUCUUCUUACAUAGUUGUGGGUAGGAAGAAUAGGUGGGCUGCAGUUCUGGUUACAGUAGUUGGAGGGGUGAUAAUAUCUGGAGUUAUUGGCACUAUGACUUUCUAUGUAGUGAGGUCUAAGAGAAGCAGGUCAAUGAGGAAGAAGGAGAAGCAGCUAGCCAGGAGGAGUGGAUCUAACUCAUGGCAUCAUUCUGAAUUCUCCAACUCCGAGGUUGAUCGGAUUUAUGCGAUUUGA
Sphenostylis stenocarpa is the source of this 1791-nucleotide messenger RNA. The record is from the annotation of a GenBank genome assembly. NCBI's taxonomy places the organism in Eukaryota, Viridiplantae, Streptophyta, Magnoliopsida, Fabales, Fabaceae.